AUGUGGAAAACGAUGGCACCCACCAGGUCCGUUCAUUUUAUUGAUAGUGAAACGAUUUCGAAGCAAAUAUUUGCACCGGCCCGUUACAAUCUGCCGCUGUUUCUGUGCCAAAAACUGAACGUUAAUUCAACUUCGGGGGAAAAAUCUGCCCAGCGGCAAUGUUUGAAACAGCACGAAAGGACCGCACUGUUGCAAAGGAUGGCAAAAUAUCACAUCAAAGAAUUAACUAAAGGUAAGCUGAAAGUAAAAGAGAUGUCAUUUAAAAUUAGUCAACCUAAAUUGAGCAUUCUAGGUCGCGUACGGCGUCGCUGUAAUAAGCACCGUAUCGGAUGGCCCGACUGUCCUAAACCGCUUCGUGAUGGGCGCAAAGAUUGGUCUCUACCACCCGGCAGAUAUCGAUUAGGUGGAAGUAUUGCCGACUUGGCUAACCGAUCAACAGGUCCAAACAAGGGACGACACGGACACCCCACUAAAGGAAAUGCUCGUCGCAGGCAGUCAUCGCUUUACGCAAAGCUCAGCGCAACCAGCGGCAGCGCGUCCGUCCGGCACCCGGACACGAUCAGCGCGAUUUACCUACCAGCGGAGAUGAAUAAGUUAUUGCAUCCGAGCAAAUACUUUGUCGGUAAAAUACGACCCGGUGAUCGUAUGAACGACCGUCCGACACUGCGUCUGGCCAUAUCCGAACUCACAGUUUGCCGUCGAGAUCCGAACGCUCCCGGUCCCGGGCACUACCAUCCAGAGCAGCAAACGCGCACCCACAAUAAGGUAGGAAAAACCGCCCUCCAUCCACCUGUUUGUUGCUACACGUACGACCAAUACUGCCGCGAGCCAUUCUUCCGUCCACCACCCGGUCGGUAUGACAUCCGCGACGCUCUACCGCCAAUCCCAGCCAGUCACCGUGCCGAGCAGAUACACAUUCCGAUUCAAUCGACAUCCUCAAAACCGCACUCGGGCGACGGGCACGAUGCAAGACCGGCCGUCCCGCCGGUGCGGCGAAAGGUUACGCUUCGUUUGAAUUCCAUCAAUAUACCCGUACGGCCCCGGAAGGGACGCCGUAAUAUGAAGGUUGCGUUUAUGAGCGGAAGUGCCCGGUUUCGGGACCGCGACUUUUUCCCGAUCGGUGGCUUGGGAAAAGCGACGGCAAGGAAACAGCAGUCAACAACAUCAAAGAAAUCGCACGAUUCGCUAAACGGAGCACAGCUUGAACCAUCUCGCUCCGGAAGUGGCACUCGGGCGUUUUUACCAUCGGAGCAAGUGGAUCGAACUGGUAGCGAAGGGAAGCGACGGGAAAAAGAAAGCGAAGAUUGUAUCCGAUUCCUUGCAGCACAUGGUAUCUCCCAGGGGAAACUACUGCCACCAUCCAAAGCUGGAAACAAAAUUUCAACCAGAUUCUUCACGGUUCCUAAGCUCAUGAGUGCUCGACGGUAG
Anopheles maculipalpis is the source of this 1428-nucleotide messenger RNA. RefSeq lists its product as uncharacterized. Bases 1 to 1428 code for a protein of 475 amino acids. Lineage: Eukaryota; Metazoa; Arthropoda; Insecta; Diptera; Culicidae. The transcript has 6 exons. The record is from RefSeq and is a predicted model, not a curated record.